AAAGUCUAACCCGGAAGUUCGUUUUAUUUUGUUGAUAGCGUGGUUGGUAGCUACAGUUAUUGUACAGUUAAUCAAGCCUGAUUUUUGACAGCUGCGUUUACUAUGAAUGUUCAGUUUAACGACACCGAGGUCGACGUGACUGAUGCAGUGGUGAGGCUUGAGCAGAAAUAUUUGGAGAGGAGGAAACAGAUACCAUCUUCUUCAGAAGACAGUCCCUCAGGAACGGAUGGCGAAGCAGUACAAAGGCUGAUUUUGGCCCACACAUCAAGGCGACCAAGGAGAGAACUGAAAUGCUUCAGCAAAGCUUUAAAUGAGCUCUUCAAAGCAGUUACUGCCCACCCCAAACAGUUUAGUAUUGAUCAUGUUCUGCAGAGAAGAGACUUUGCAGUUGCUCCACUUCAGGACUCUCAGGUGCCGUGCACAGAGACAGAUGUGACUCUGCCCUCCUGUCUGGAUAAUAAUAGCCCUGGAUCCCAUGGUACUGAAGCAGACAGAGAGACACAGAAAACUCACCAAUUCCCUGACUCAUGCUGCUCUUCGUCGUCAGUAUUUGUCAACGUUUACCAGGAAAUGAUGACCAUAUAUGAACAGCUAAAGACAGAACGACAAAGCCAGCAACAGUGGGAGAGGGAGCUGCAUGAACGAGAAAGGAGGCUGAAACAACAGGAGGAAGCUUUUAGGAGGCUGUCUGGGCUGGAAGAGAUUCUCCAUACUCGCAUACUGGCUGUAGAGGAGAAACACCACCAGGAGCUUUGUCAGCUGAAGGAUCUUCUUCAACAGAAGAACAAAGAGAACAGGAGGCUCAAAUCCAACUUUGACACCAUUAAGAAUUUGAAUGAAAACAUGAAGAAACAGUUGACUGAGAUCAGUGAACAGAAUAAGAAGUUGGAGAGCCAGUCCAAGAGGGUACAGACUCGACUUGAGAACCUGCAGAGAAAAUACGAACACAGCACAGCACCAAGAGCCUGUCAGAGAGAUGUUGGGAAUAUUAAACUGUCAAAAAAGGAAAGAAGUGCUGCCUCUGGAAAACCCUUCUGCAAGAGCAGCUCCAGUCCCACCUCAUUAAAGCUCCUGGCCCUUUUACUGGACUGGGUACUUGAUGGACAGACAUUCUCAUCAGUUGAAGGAAAUGAGAAGAGAGGUGUAGGCCAGUGUCUGCCGCCGGAAGUUGUGCUCAACAACAGAUGCCUCAAGAUGCUGCCGUUAUUAGCAGAUGAGCUUCAUCACACUCAUGAGUCAGAACCAGAUCUCCUCCUCAGCCUUCUCCGCCUUAUCCAUUGGGCUUUGAGACACAUGGACCAUGGCACACAAAAUGUGGCUCUUUCUGCCACACUGCAGUGGAUCGGAGAAGAAGUGUCAAAACCAGCAGGCCAGUCAACAUCACUACACUGUGAAGAUCUAUACCACAGUGAAACAGCUGGAUCCCUCAAGAACCGGCCUCUUUACCGCAGCCCCUGUCCUCACACCUGCAUUCUUUCCAUCCUCAUUAUCCUCCGCACUGUCACGCAAGCUGACGUGCUGGCCAAGGCUCUGGACAGCCUCCAUACUGAGCUGAUGUCUGAGGAGAGCAGAGGCCUGUUUAUCUAUUAUGAAGGAGUGUGUGUGCUGCUGAUGGUGUUACAGGCUGGCCGUGCGGGUUUACACACACCCACAGACAUCCUGAUGCAGCUAACUGAACAGUCCCGCUACCUAAAUCCCUUCCUGGAGGCAUGUAGCAGUGAGGAGUUUUUCCAAACAGCCACCCAGCUCAUAAACCAUCCUCGCUUGGAUCUCCCAUCUCUGGAAAAGCUCACUAUCCUUUUGCAGAAGCUCUCCAGGAACAGGAAGAACCGUCGACUGUUUGAGGUGUCCUCUCUCCGCCUGCAGAUACAAGAGCUUUAUCACAAAACCAGUCACAAACAUACUUUCCUCUGCCUCAACCUCUGCUCCAUUCUCCACAACCUGAAAUAAAAAUGCACGCAGACACACACAUGCAGAACCGUUCUGUUCCUCCCGCUGGAUUCUUCAGGGUCUUUUUAAAAAGGUCAGAUUUCUUCAGUCUUAUAUUUUCUGGAGUCUGCCAUUUCUGCUCUAACUGGAAUUAUUGUGUUUUCCCACCGUGUAGCGCUUCAGUUCUCCAUCCUGUUUUACCUCAAGCAACACAUGCAGACCCACUUUCUUUAUUUGUGUUGUGAUGUGUUUUUGAAGUUCUUUUUUAUGUCAGAAAUGCUUUGUUAAUAUUGUUUAUGUUUUGCACUCUCCUCUGUUUUUGUGUGUUCCACUGUGCUAAUGUGAUGUUUUGGCUUUUUCUGCGAUAAAGGACCCUUAGAAAAUGAGUGUCAUGCUUGCCAGUGGACUUAAUGGGUGUCUCAUGUGCACUGAGGAAGACAGGCUGUGACUGUAGAGCUUUUUUAAUGACAAUAAACAAAAAAGAACCAAAGAACAUUAAGAGUGGACUGCCUGUGAAAUCCAUAUGUUUUUUAUAAUCAUGUCUUAUUUGUUUGCAUGGGUAGGUUGAUGGGAGUAAUGGCCUCAGUAUGGGACACACUCGUUUUUGGUUGAUGUAGGAGAUUGAAGGGACUGAAACAAUUACAACCAAUUUUUAUAACAUUCUUAUAGAAAAGUAUUUAGAAGUUCUCGAUUUGUCUGGAUUUGAAACGGGUGCACCCACGAGCAUAUGAAUUAUUAAAUUAACUUCUCAUUUUAUUCCGGUCAUAGAUUCAGUAUAAUGAGAUGAAGGAUUUGGCAAAUGUGGUGACUUUGAUCACAUUUAUUGUAGAUUGUACUGCACACUGCAGUGUGCGUGUAU
Solea solea (common sole) is the source of this 2788-nucleotide messenger RNA. Its product is annotated as coiled-coil domain-containing protein 138-like. The transcript has 15 exons. Bases 103 to 1950 code for a protein of 615 amino acids. Lineage: Eukaryota; Metazoa; Chordata; Actinopteri; Pleuronectiformes; Soleidae. The record is from RefSeq and is a predicted model, not a curated record.